Messenger RNA from Merops nubicus (carmine bee-eater), 1191 nucleotides. It is a transcript of the gene DLK2, whose product is annotated as delta-like 2 homolog (Drosophila). Gene Ontology annotation, biological process: establishment or maintenance of epithelial cell apical/basal polarity; heterophilic cell-cell adhesion. Lineage: Eukaryota; Metazoa; Chordata; Aves; Coraciiformes; Meropidae. The transcript is spliced from 5 exons. Gene Ontology annotation, molecular function: calcium ion binding. Gene Ontology annotation, cellular component: protein-containing complex; plasma membrane. The coding region runs from base 1 to 1191 and encodes 396 amino acids. The record is from RefSeq and is a predicted model, not a curated record.
AUGCUCAGGAGCUUCUGUCUCCAGCUCAUGUCCUUGGUUUGGAUCCUCUUGGCCCAUCACCAGCUUGCCCAAGGUGAUGACUGCAGCGAGCGCUGUAAUCUUGCCCAUGGCUGCUGUGACCAGGACGGGAAGUGCAGGUGUGAUCCAGGCUGGGAGGGCGAGUACUGCGAGGAGUGUGUGCGCAUGCCGGGGUGCCUCCACGGGACGUGCCACCAGCCUUGGCAGUGCAUCUGUCACACUGGCUGGGCUGGCAAGUUCUGUGACAAAGACAUACACAUUUGUGAACACCAGUCCCCGUGCCAGAAUGGGGCUCAGUGCAUCUACGACCGCGACGGGGAAUAUUCCUGCCUGUGUCCAGAAGGCUUCCACGGGAAGGACUGUGAGAUGAAGACAGGGCCAUGUGAGGAGGCAGGGUCUCCGUGCAAGAACGGGGGGCAGUGUCAAGAUGAAAAUGGCUUUGCCAGCAACUUCACCUGCCGGUGCCUCGCCGGCUUUGUGGGGCCUCUCUGUGAGAACGACGUGGACGACUGCCUGAUGCGUCCCUGUGCCAACGGUGCCACCUGCCACGACGGGAUCAACCGCUUCUCUUGCCAGUGCCAGCUGGGCUUCGAAGGGCGCUUCUGCACCAUCAACAUCAACGACUGUGCCAGCCAGCCGUGCAGAAACGGGGGAAAGUGCUAUGACCGCAUCAAUGACUAUGACUGCUUGUGUCCUGACCGUUUCACUGGCAAAACCUGUGAAAUCUACAUCCCUGAGCCCACCUGGGCUCCCCCCUACCACCCUGCAAACCAUGAGAAUGAUGUGGGUGUGAAAAGCACCCCCAGCGAGAUGCUGGGGGUGACGCAGCCGGAGCCUGUCAGGACCGCGGUCACGGGGCGGCGCGUGGCCAACCACAGCGAGAAGGAGCCGGGGGGAGGGUUGUUGAAAAUCUCUGUGAAGGAGGUGGUGACCCAAAGGGACUCGGGGCUGACCGAAGCCCAGCUGGUGACAGUGCUGGUGUUUGGGGUGCUGACGGCAGUGCUGGUCCUCAUCACCGUCCUGCUAAUGCUGAGGAACUGGCAGAGGGGCCGGCAGAGGUCGAACUGGUGCCAAAGUCCUUCUCAAGCUGCAAGGAAGCUCCAAGACCAGGAGUGUCAAGUGGGCAUGCUCAACACGGUCCUGAUUGAGCCCAGGAAGACAACGGAGCUGUGA